Molecule: messenger RNA, 816 nt
Organism: Plasmodium coatneyi
Lineage: Eukaryota; Apicomplexa; Aconoidasida; Haemosporida; Plasmodiidae
Exons: 1
Coding region: 1-816 (271 amino acids)
Source: RefSeq, a predicted model, not a curated record
AUGCUGCGUAGGCUCCUCCGCAUUGCAGUACUGCUGCCCCUGUUGGGCGCCCAAGUGCGCAGCGAAAACGACAUCUCCGUGAAGGGCAGCCUAACCGUGGCGAACCUCAAAAUUUCCUCCAAAGGUAACAAAGAAAAUGGCAUCCUUUUCCAGAGUAAAGAAGUAGAAUACAAGAUGGGGCUGAACCCGUUAGGGCAGUUUAUAAUAAGUAGGAAAAACAAGCCAAUCAUAAGUAUCGAUGAGCACGAUAAUAUGAACCUCCUAAACCAGGACCUAGUUGUGAAGGCAUUAACCAUCGAUGGAACAUUUAAGGUGCGCCAUGUAAACCAAUUCCAAAUGAUUGUGCACGAGACGUUCAGUAGCAGUGAAAGUACCAACGGGUGGUCAGGUGAUAACUUUAACAACUUCACGUCUAUAUGUGGUGGAGUCAAUUUGUUAGGUGGCUAUGGAAAGCUCUCGAAGGGUAGGAUUCGCAAAACGUUUGUGAAUAUCCCAAGUCAUACGCAGAUUCGAAUUAAGGCAAACUUCCAUUUCAUUGAUGAGUGGAAUUUUCAUACGGCUUAUUUAAAAGUUGGAAGGGAUGAUCAGGAGGAUCUUUUCUACGUCUGGACAGAUAGCCAUUCCCAGGUUGGUCUGGAAAAUGCAGUGAACAUUUGUGGCAGUGCCACUGGUGAGUCGAAAUUCAGCUCCGUGAUAGAUGUGGUUAUACCCCACAACUCGAGCAAACUCAUUGUGGAGUUUGGCACCACCAUUCAGGUCGAUGACCCGAAAAGCGUUUCCUGGGGCGUCUCCAACUUUCAGCUGUUCAUCGUGUGA